This is a messenger RNA of Dufourea novaeangliae, 2289 nucleotides long. RefSeq lists its product as uncharacterized. Gene Ontology annotation, molecular function: zinc ion binding; aspartic-type endopeptidase activity; nucleic acid binding. The coding region runs from base 1 to 2289 and encodes 762 amino acids. The record is from RefSeq and is a predicted model, not a curated record. Gene Ontology annotation, biological process: proteolysis. The transcript has a single exon. NCBI's taxonomy places the organism in Eukaryota, Metazoa, Arthropoda, Insecta, Hymenoptera, Halictidae.
AUGGCGAGCGGACAAAGGGGAAGAUUGCAAGACCUGUCGAAUAACCAGUUAAAGGAACUAUUACGUGAUCGCGAUCUCGCAGUAUCUGGCGGUAAGGCCGAACUGAUUGCACGUUUGUUGCAAGCCGAUCCGGAUUGUGAGAAUUCUCUUCCGUCGAGUGCGGGAACGGUCGAGAAUGCGGCACCCACGAGUGGCCCGACGGUCGCACCUUCUGGGAUCACCUGGGAUUCGCAAAUCUGUAUGCAGAUGAUGGAGAUGAUGCGUGCGGAGAUGCGAGCCAUGCAUUGCGAGCUAGAGGCACAACGCGAACAGAAACGAGAGGGACAGCGCGAGCGAAAUUUACAACGCGAUCGAGAGGCGCAGUCUACACAAUUCGCUGAGAGUGUUAACGGUGCGCUUUCAAUGCACCCGACGAUCGGAAUCAAAACGAUUGCUGAUCUUUUGGUUGAAUUUGCGGCUGGACCUGAAGAUGAUUUUGGUAACUGGAGACAGCAAUUGGAAUUAUUGCGAGACACUUACCGUUUGGACGACAAUAGCGCCAGAAUUUUUAUGAGCUUACGUUUGCGUGGAAAGGCUGCGAAAUGGUUUCAUUCAAAGCCCAAUCACUUGAGAAUGAGGGUUGCGGAUCUCCUCAACGAGCUGCAGCGCGUUUUCGACAAUCGGCCGAAUAAAGCAGCAUUGCGUAAGGAGUUCGAGAAAAGAUCGUGGCACAAAGACGAAUCUUUUGGCGAGUAUUAUUUCGACAAGGUUACGUUGGCGAACAAAGUCACCAUCGACCAGGAAGAACUAGUCGAUUUCAUAAUUGACGGAAUCCCGGAUGUCCGAUUGAGAGGUCAGGCAAGAACGCAUCGCUUCAAGAAACCCGAAGAUUUGUUGGACGCGUAUAGAAAUAUUUCAUUUUCCGAGCCAACCAGAAACGAUCGAGACCGCAGGGAGGUGAGGAAACCGUGGAUUUUGAGGACGACGCAGACGGAAGAAGCACCUAUACGUACGAGGGAAGUACCAGCCAGUGCAAGGGAAACGCCAGUACGCGCGAGGGAGGCUCGUUGUUAUAAUUGCAGCGAGACGGGCCACACAAAAAGAGACUGUCCGCGACCACAACGCGAAUGGGGCUCUUGUUUCCGUUGCGGCAGUGUGGAGCAUCGUGCAAGAAAUUGCACACAGGAUACCGCGACGAGGAGCACACACAGGCCGGGGACGUCUACAACGGUGGAAACGUCUACGCGCCUGAUUCAGCCGACUUCUCCUGGUGUCCCAUUUUUGGUACCAAUAUCGUUUGUUAUGCCCGGAGGUAACGGAGAAAAUACGAAGUUUGUUAUUAGCGCUAUGAUCGAUUCAGGAUCUCCCGUAAGUUUAAUUAAGUCAAAUUUAUUGCCCGCCGGUUUAUAUUCCACAAACUCGCGAGAUGAGCAUUCGUAUCAGGGACUAAACUAUUCUCCGGUAAAAGUUUUGGGCGUGUUCGAAAGAAUGGUCGCUGUCAAUGACGUUUCGAUGGAAAUAAAAUUUUUUGUAGUUCCGGAUCAAACAAUGCCGUGCGCUGCUAUUCUCGGACGAGAUUAUAUAUUAUCGCCAUUAAUAAAUAUUACUUUAGGUCGUCGAUUUAAGAUUGAAAAAGCUAGUUCGGUUUGCCCUGAAAGCGAAGCCGAUAAUUUUGUUGGUCAAAUUAUGCAAAUCGAGUAUGUUAAAGAACCCGAGAGUAUAGCCGAAACAUUAAAUAUUGAUCCCGAAAUAGACUUCGAGACGUCAUUGAGGAUCAAACGAAUUUUUCACGACGAGAUGUGCGCGCCGCGCGAUUUGAAUUUUUCACUGAAUGAUAUCGAACUCGUGAUCACAGUCAAGAGUGAUCAGCCGGUAUGUUUCCGUCCGCGACGUUUAGCCUUCGCCGAAAAGGAACAGUUGCGUAAAAUUUUAGACGAUUUGUGCGAACAGAAAAUCAUACGACCGAGUAAUUCGCCGUACGCAAGUCCUAUUGUGUUGGUACGGAAAAAGAAUGGAGAAUUGCGUCUCUGUAUCGAUUACAGAGAAUUGAAUAAAAUUACGAUCAAAGACAAUUUCCCGGCGCCUUUUAUCGACGAUUGUUUGGAUCAGCUGCGGGGUAGAAAGUAUUUUUCGAAACUCGAUUUAAAAAACGGUUUUCAUCACGUGAAGGUUUCCGAAUCGUGUAUUAAAUAUACAUCUUUUGUUACCCCCUUGGGACAAUUUGAAUACCUUAGAAUGCCUUUUGGGCUUACUAACGCCCCACGUGUUUUCCAGAGGUAUAUUAAUUCUAUAUUCUCCGACUUAGUGUAA